UUGUUUACUAUUGGUUUUGCAGGUAAUGAUUUAGUGAAGAAAUGGAGAAGUAUCAAAGAUAAUUUCUUCAGACACUUAAAAAAAAUAAAACAAGCAUCAAAAUCGGGCUCGGGUGCUACGAAUCUGAAAAAGUAUCAUUUAUAUAACCAACUUCUUUUUUUGAGAAGAGUGGAACAAAAUGCCACCGAAUCUAGCUUAUGCUCGCCUAGAGAAAGCAACACUGAAUCUACGUCUACAAAUGAUGAAAUUACUAUAGACGAGUCUCCGCGCUAUGUUCCAGUCGCGCGCAAAAGGGCAAUGCAAAUAAAUGAGUUUGAAAGAGAAGGAUUAAAACUUCUCAAGGAGCCGGAAAAUCGCCAUAUGUCCUUUUUCAGAGAUCAAGCAUCUCAAGCAAGUGAAGAAACCGAAUACGAUUUUUCAAAUAUGUAA
Molecule: messenger RNA, 429 nt
Organism: Parnassius mnemosyne (clouded apollo)
Lineage: Eukaryota; Metazoa; Arthropoda; Insecta; Lepidoptera; Papilionidae
Source: the annotation of a GenBank genome assembly